UCGCAGCCUCGAGACGGGCGGCUGCGCAUGCUCGGAGGCGCUGAGGUAGCGAGCGCGGAGGAGCCGAGGCGCCGGCGGCCCCUUUUCCCUUCCAGCCGCUGAGCGAGGCGGGCGGCGGUGGCCAUGGCUGAGGAGGAGUCGCUGAGGAAGCAGGCCGACCUGGUGCGGCGCCUGAAGCAGGACAAGGCCCCCCAGGAGGAGGUGAGGCGGGGCGGGGGGGUCCCUCAUAUUUCAGGCCGAAGGUGGGCGGGCGGGCGGCGCCUCCGGCAGAGGCUGCGGGAAGAGCGGCCGCCGCCGCCGCCGCCGCCUCCUUCCUUCCUUGCCUGGCCCUGUCAUUUGGGGCGCGGGCGGGGAGGCCUCCGAGGCGCUGACAGCCUGGAAGAAGCGACCCAGAGGUUUACGCGCAAGUCGUUAACGGGGGCGAAAAAGAUGGAUCUCUACAGGAUAGAAUAUAUACACAUACUGUAUACGUAAUUAGGAAACGGGGACCUUAUUAUUAUUAUUAUUCUAUGUUUCCCCCUGACAAGGUCUCAGACUGGACAUGUCAAAAUUAAUAGACCUGAUUUAUCACAGAAUUUUAGAGUGGGAAGGGAUUCCCCAGGUGUCAUCUAGUCCAACCCCCUGCAUUGCAGGAAUCUCGGCUAAAGCAUCCAAGGCAGAUGCUUAAAAGCCUCCAAGGAAGGAGAGUUUUCCUCUGUUUUCCUUUCUCCUUCCUCUCUCUCUCUCUUUAACAAGUGAGUUCUAACACACAUCAAUUAAAAUAAGCAAUUUGUAAAUGGAUCCAAACUGUUUUAAAGCCAUCUUAUACUGAAAGAUUUGUAUUUCGUAAAAUGAGCGUAGGAGAGAGGCUUCACCCACAGCAGAAUUUGCCGUUAUUGGUGAGUUUUAAUGGAUUGAGGAUGGUAUCAGGGUUAGAGUAUUACGCAUUACCAAACUUACUUAAGUAAAGCUAUUGUAUAAAUACGAAGUAGAUAAAAGCUGUGUAACUUGGAUUGAUUAAAAAAUGUUACCUUUCAGAUUGCAGAGCAGGUGGCAAAGCUGUUGGACAUGAAGGCAAAAAUAUGUCCUGAGGAAGACAGACCUAAGUUUGUCCUCAAGACACCAAAGGUAAACCUUUUAGCCCCAACCGUACUGUGAUAAGCACCAGUGCAUGGCAGAGCAGAAUUCCUUCAUGUACAGUACACUCUCAUUUUCUCAAGUGCGCACACACUUUUUAUGCAAAUGAAAGCUUAUGAGGGUUUAGGAAGACUGUCUUGUGGUUUCCAUUCUGAUGGCUCAAGUCAUGUCCUGGAAUCUAACAUGUCUUUCUCUCAGUGAAACUAUAGGUGAUUUAUUUGUUGCUCCUACCCCUGCAAAUUCUAGGUGUGUAUUCAGAAGUGAGCCCCACUCUCUUCUGUGGGUCUUGUUGUCUGGUAAAUGUACAUAGCAGGGGUGCGGAACCUAAAUCCUGUGAAUUGAAUGCAGUAUUUCAGUCCUCUUGGAUCUGGCCUUUUUUUAUACAUCCCAAGCUGCCCUCCUUCCUCAGGCUACACCCCUCACUGUGGAGUCCUAUAUACUCAAACUGGGAUCAGUUUUCUUUGAAGCCUCCAGCAAUAUAGGAAAUAUGAAAGGACUCAGACCCGAUGCUCCAUAAAUGUCCCUACAAGGUGUUAUAGCUUUAGCUGACCUUUUCUCAGUCUUUUCCAUCUUUACUAUUUGAGUUGAGGUAACCAGAACUGUACACAAUAUUCCAAAUGUGAUCUUACUGUAGAUUCAUACAACAGUAUUCUGAUAUUGGCAGUUUUAUUUCCAAUCCCUUUCCAAUCAUUCCUAACAUGAAAUUUGCCCUUUUUGCAGGUGUUGCACAUUGGGUUGAUUUCCACAUCAAGCUUUCCACUAUGGAUUGCAUCCAAAGCAGUGCCAGUAGAGCUCACUGGCACUUCCAUUUCCUCCCCUCUGCCCCAUGCCCUCCCAAAAUCUUCUCCAGAGAGUCCACCAACCUCCCAGAGGUGAUUUUGAGGACUGGGGGGGGGGGGCGCUACAGAAGAGAGGAGGAUUAAAUUACAUUCCACUAGUGCAUGCUUCUUUCAAAUAAAAAUAAGUAAUUUGCAGUCCAGUUUAGGAAUAGACUAGUUACUGUAUAGUUGAUUAACUUGCCAAUGACAGCUUUUAACCCUAUGGUUUCGUUAAUUUGGAACAGUGACCUGAUGACUGAAGUGCAUCUCCUGCUGCAACUUAUAUGUCAAGGGUGCUGUGAUUUGCUACUGGCAAUGCUAUCCCAUUCAUGUUUCACUGUGCUGUGCUUUGCUGUGCUGGUGCAGGAUGCAGACCUGAUCCAGGAAUAACGAAUAGGACACUGACUAAACUGGCCAUUUCUCCCUCUCUCACCAAGAUACCUUUCCUACCCAAGUCCGCCCUUUCCCAGUGCAGCUAGGCUACUUUAGCCGCAUAUAACAAAUACUUUGCACUGCUGCACCAAAUUCUAAAUGAGUUCAGAGGUUUAGCAUAGUAAUUAGCUGCAUUGCACCAGUGCAAGGGGACUUAUGUUGUAAUCUUCCUGCUUGUGCAGUUCUUACCAAACAGUAGGAUCCUAACUUUCAUGUAGUACUGAGUGGCCACUUUAUCUUCAAAGACCAUACGUUGUUGGAAUCAGUGCUGUGGCUUAUGGGACGGGGGGCUAUCCGGGUUCUUGCCCCAGGUGAAGCCUCCAGAAGGGCACCAUUGAGGCUCCCAUCCUGUGUGGGUGGGUGUACGGAAAUGCGGGUGGGAGAUGCCAACUCGGUCUUUGACCUGGAUGAAAUAAAGUCUAGUUUCGCCCCUGGUUGAAAUAGAAAACUGGGAUGUGUUGGCCUUGAAGAAAAUCUGCACCGGCCUUCUUCCAGGUAUAUAUCUGUUUAAGCAAAGAUAUGGAACUAUGGCUCUCCUGAUGUUCUUGUACUACAACUCCCAUCAUUGUAGGCCAUGCAGAUUGGGGCAGAUGGGAGUUGUGGAGUCCAGCAACAUUUGAAAGGCCACAGGUUGCCCAUUCCUGUCCUAAAGGAUCAUGUUCACAAUCUGGGUGUUUAUUCAUCCAGCACAAUCAUUAGACAAAUUCCAUCCACUUCAGCUGUUAUACCUGCUGCAACCAUACCUGAGUGGAGAUAGCAACCUUCUCAUUAGACUGUUAAAAUGCAUUGUUUGUGGUACUGCCCUUAAUUAUGGUUGGGGAACUGUUGCUGGUCCUAAACAGGACUGCAAGAUAACUGGGACAGGACAUUUUCGUCAUAUUAUGCUAGUGCUUUAUCAGAUGCACCGGCUCCCAGUCUGCUUCCAAUUCUGUGCCCUGUUUUGAUUUUAUCAUCUUGGGACUAGACUACCUGAAGGAUUGCCUUUCAUACAUACCUCCCUGAUCCUUCAGAUCCUUUUCUGAAGCUGUAUUCCAUGUGUUCCUAUCAAGGAAAGUGAACCAGAUGGCUGCUUGGAAGAGGGACUUGUUACAUCGACACCUCAGCUUCCAUUUUUUGUGGGUUUUUGGUGGCAUGUGGAAGACUUAUUUAUUUAUUUAUUUACCUAGCCUUUUAAAAAACAUCUUGCAUUUUUGAAAAAGUUACAUUUCACGUUAUAAUCUGAGCUGCUAGUAUGUUUUCAUUUUUCCACUUUUCAAAGGAUACUUUUUAAGGCUUUGUCUUUCUGUUUUGGAAUUCCCCAACAUCCUGUUUUUCCAAUAUGUUUUGGAACAGGAACCACCAUUCUCAUUUUGAUAAACGCUGCACUUGAACAGCACAAAGACUUUGAGGAAAGGGUGUUACCAACUAAUCUAGAAGACAUUGAACUUGUUUCUUUGGAUUUACUGUUGGCUUUUUUAAUUCUCCACUCAAAUCUGGAUGGGUUCUAGCUCCAUGACAGGAGGUUGAAUGGAGUAACUGAGAGACAAGGUUUUUCUAGACCAAGUCAUGCCAUCCCCUCCAGAGGUAGUUAUUGCACAGCUUUAUCAUGCUAGAUCCCAGAUUCUGCCCACUGACAUCUCUCUGAGGGGGCAGUGACCACAGCAGUUCUAUAUAUGACUGCCACACUGCAUAAAUUUAUCUGCCUAAAUCAGAGGCAGCCUGGUCCCAUCCAGCCAUGUUCAUCAGACAUUCUAAGGUAGACUGGUUCAUCUCUGCAGAAACAUCCUUUGGCAGGAGGUUGCUCCAGCAGGUUCUGUCACAGGGUUCUGCUCCAACCUUCUGGUGGGUACUGCUUUGUUACAUUCGUUUCUUGAGUGCUCCAGUCAAGAGGUUUCAUUUUCCUUAUAUACAGUAUUGUUCUUUAUUGAAAUUGGUUACUUUUUAAAAGUUAUGGCUACCACCUGGGAGGAAGGUUCCCUCCUGUUCCAGCUGGCCACUACCAUAGUUUUUAUAAACUUUGGCCCCUGCCUACCAGAAGAUGAGUUAAUCCUUUCCAAUAUGUUCUACUCUCCACUGACAAAAAAAACGCUUUACAGAAAUUCCUACUCUCCAUUUUCCAUUUACUGUAUCUCAGAUACAGCUGUUAUAAAAUCUUGCAGCCACUAGAGGAUGCUCUUGCACAAAUAACACACUGCUUCAUAAAUACUGUUUUUCCACACUGGGUUCUGAAAAAAAGACUGAAGUUCAGCAUGAUUGUGUGUAGGCGCACACUAGACUAGCUCAGAGACAUCCUGGCCCUUCGUUCUAAGUGUUCAGAGCCAUCAUUUUGUUUUUGGUUGGUAGAACUUAAGGUUCUAGUUUUUUAAAAGUCGGUACAUCAGGCCUGAAGCUUGUCUAUCCCUGCCUACUGUGCCACAAGCCUCUUCCUUGUUUUGGUUGUAACAGGCUAGUACAGUAUGGCAAUUGCUAGGUCAGAACUGGGUUGGUAAGAUCUGGAUCUGGAUACUAUCACAAGCAGCCACAUUUAAACCCCAGCUCAAUAUAAAAAUUCAUGUAGAAUGUAGUAAAGGUAAGAUCUAGUUUUCCUUGUUAAUUUGUUUCCUAGCUUAGUUGGCUUUUUAGGUUUUGAAGCUUGAAAACUUUAUGUUGAAUUCCACUUCCACUUGGAAUUCCAAAGUUUGGCACAGUUCCUUUGCCUUUGAUAACUGUUUAGAUAUUUACCCUCACAAAACAGAUUGCAACCUCAACUGUAACAUGUAGCAGUAUAAGAUUUUAAGAUUCUAAAUUAUUAAAAUAAAAACAAUGACAUUUUAAACCUGCAGGAAGGAAAACAAUUGCUGAUCACAGCAUCAUAAAACCCCAAAUCAAACUGGAGAAAAAUAGUUAGCAGACUAUUUUUAAUUAAUUUAGACUAUAUAAUAUAUAGUUGUUUUAAAGCUUUGCUGGUUUUAUAUACGAGUUACCUGCGCUUUAGUGUUGAUUUUAUAGUUUGAUUAAGCAUCUCAACUUUUUCAAAAUAUACACAAGGUGGCUUACAAGCAUGUUGAAUUGCUUAUUUGCAUUCUUAUCAGGAAUAGACCUCCACAUGUAGGUCUUCCACCCUAGAACAAAGUAACAGACUUCUUCCUUCUGACUGAUAUCUGUUUAGAUUUUGGCUGCCUUGUCAGGGGGACAAAAAGCAAGGCAGCUUAUAAGGGAAAUAAAAAUAUAAUAUUCAUGAGGAUCCUUCCCUUAGGGCCAUUGGUGGUAGAUGACCCUGUUUUGGGGUGGGGAGUUCUAGGGCAAAGUCAUAACUUUAAAACCUUUUCUUAAAUCACAAAUUCUUUUGCCUUUCUGCCCAGGUAAGAUCCUCCAGCACCAUGUUCUGGAAGAGUUGUCAUGGAAUUUCUUCCCAUUAUUGAGUGCUAAAAAUGGUGCACCACUUUGCCUACCUUCUCUGUUCACUUUGCCUGAACAUAGCAUGUGUUCAAGGGAACAGAAGUCCAUCAAGUUGUCUUCUGUUCUGGACUUUCAGGGUACCCGGGAUUACAGUCCCAAGCAGAUGGCAAUCAGAGACAGAGUCUUCAGCGUCAUCAUUGAUUGCUUCAAACGCCAUGGAGCUGAGACAAUAGAUACUCCAGUAUUUGAACUAAAGGUGAGAUGGGGCAGCAGGGGGAAUAGGGCAACUGAGGAAAGGUACUGGUAGAAGUGUCAAGCGUUAGUCCAGAAGUCAGACAUAGAUUUCAAGUUCUAAAACAUAAUAAUACCAGAAGGGGGAAUAAAGAAAUGUUUUAAAGAGCCAGUGUCACACUGAAUUUCCUUCCUGUGGAAUUACUUCCUAUACUUAGACUGCAGUCCUACACCGGCUCAGGAAUGUCACACUGAACCCAGUGAGACUUCUGGCUAGGUGUGUAUAGGAUUGCAGUGUCAGUUUUACAUUUAUUUAGUUUAUUAUUGUGUUGGUUUUUCUUAUAUACAUUUUGUAAGGGGCACUUUCAUAGGGAAGAAGAAAAGUUGGGUGGAAAGAAUAUAGAUUUUAUUAAGGUCCCUCUCCAUUUGCACCUUAAGAGCAAAUUAGCCUGAAUAUGCAUUUGUUUUGCCCUAUAAAAACCUAUUGCUUACCAUAACUCUUUACUUGCCUUUGAUUUAUUUUAUUUUUUCUACCCCUCUCUCCCACCCCUUACUUUUUAGGAAACUUUGACAGGGAAGUAUGGAGAAGAUUCCAAGCUGAUCUAUGAUCUGAAAGAUCAGGGGGGAGAGCUCCUAUCUCUUCGCUAUGAUUUAACUGUAUCCUUAAAUCCCAUGCUCCUUGCUUGGGCAGAAAACUGCUCUUCAGCAGACGAGGAACAUCUGCACUUACUCUAAGUAGAUUCAGAAACUUUUGGAACAUCAUUUUGAUGGCACAAUUCUUUUUUAAAAACACACAAAUUUUUUGUUUGUCACUUUGUCACAAGCAUGGAAACAGGCAACGACGUGUAAAAAGGUAAUAAGUGUACGUUGGGUCAUGCAGACUAGCAGGUUUUGUACAAUCCUAUUUUUUGAAAGAGGAGGUCACAGUUGAUGCUGAAUCACAGGAACCAUUGUUGCUCUCAAUUUUUAGGAGUAUUUGCAUUUUUUAAAAAAAUGGUGUGCCUCAUUUAAAGAAGUAUAAGCUUUUCAAAAGUGAAUGUGCACCAUUGCGUCUAUUCAUUUACCCAUCUUGUUCUUUUUGCCUUCUGAUGUCAGCUAGCAGAUGCCAAGUCAUUUCUUCAGCUCAUUUCAACCCACUAGAUCAAAUGCAUCCAGUAGUAUAGGUUGAAUUAUAUACAUUAGGAUUUUAGAUGUUUUCCUUAGCCUUCUCUUCUCAGGUUCCGUUUGCUCGUUUUCUGGCUAUGAACAAAAUUACCAAUAUUAAACGUUACCAUAUUGCUAAGGUCUACAGGCGGGACAACCCAGCCAUGACAAAAGGCCGAUACAGAGAGUUCUACCAGUGUGUGAGUAUCUGUAGGAUGGCCUUAAAGUGUAUAUGGCUCUUAACUGGUUUCCUGCUCGUUCCUCCCUUCUCAUUCUGCAUAUAACAUUUUUGCUCUACUUCCUUCUCCCAGUCAGCUGGUGCCUUUCCCAUUUCCCCCUGUAGUUGGCUGUCAUGUCUUUCUCAUGCCUGAAUUGCUUCCAGAACUUAAAAUACAGUAAUGUAACACCCUGAGUGUUUUGUAGUUAUCCUCAACCCCCCUGGCCUUUUUCUACAGGAACACUUCCAUUGAUUCAGUGAAAGCCUGGUGAAAAUACCUUAAAGGUAGUGGGACACACAAGUAAUUGUUUUCAUUUUGACUGACGAACUAUAGGAGGACCUGGAACAGCUGCCUAAAAAGAUGUAGUCACUAUAGUGGCUAGGCUGUCAACUGACAAUCAGCUGCUUCAGGAAUGGAGGGAAGGGCUGCCUUACAGAAAUAAGGGAAAGAUCACUGCCUGGAGGGAGAAGGUGGAAAACUCCCUGUAGCACAGUCUGUGGUUUCCUCUCCAGAUUUCCUUUAUUCUAGAGUUUAUUGGAGUUCUACGGUUCUUUUGUUUUUGAGUGCAUUCAGCCAUGAAAUCUCACAGCAGGAAACCUGGAGAACACUUAUAAGUGGACUCAGGGGCAGUAAGUCAGGGGUGGAGCAAGCAGAGCCAAACAAGCAAGCAAGCCCCUCACCCCAUGUUGUAGUACUCUGUUCAGGCAUAAUGUCUGAACUGGGCUUUUAUCUCCUUUCUGUUGAUAUGCUACUUUGUAUGUUCAUAAAUGGUGCUGUAUGAAUGAUACACUGCUGUGCCUACAUGCUUGUUUACCGGCUGCCACCAAAGUGCAGUUAACUGACACUUUGUCUUAAUUUGUCUGCAUACAUUCACUAUGCUUUCUCAGCCUUGAUUUGCCUCAACAUUUUGUAAUCAUCUUUGGCACCUUUUUAUAUUUGUGGGUACCUUGAUAUGAUUAAAGAUACUUGAAUGUGUGCCUUGUUCCAAAUCCCAAAUGACUGACAAUCCAUGCUGCUAUUAUUUUUUACAUUUCUUACCUGCCCUUCACCAUAGAGUUCCAAGGCAGGUUACAAGAAUAUAAAUAUACAAUGUUAAAAUUGGUUUAAACGACUUAACUGCCUUACUGUGCUGUCAAGACUUGGGGAAGAUGUGAACUAGGUAUCGCGCAACCUAUGUGUCUGUCACUCAGGUGGAUGCUUUAUGCUUUAAGGAUUUUCACAUCUGCAAUUUGUGCCCCAGGAUUUUGACAUUGCUGGCCAGUAUGACCCCAUGAUUCCUGAUGCGGAGUGUCUGAAGAUUAUUCAUGAGAUCCUGAGUGCCCUACAAAUAGGAGCAUUUGUUAUCAAGGUGAGAACAAGUCUAGAAAUCUAGAGCAGUUUUAUCCAGAAUGUACACAAAAUACUAUUCUAUUGAUUUAAACUUGUCCUUUGCUGUGAACAUAAAAUGAGAAACACAGUUGGUUUUGUCUUAAUUUUUCAGUAUAUUUUCAUUGUGCUUCCUCAAAUUUGAUUAGAAAUAAUUUAUUUCCCCAGCUUUUGCUGCUUUUUCCUUAUUUGUAUUUGCAGGUCCCUUACCAGAAUUGUCCUAGUAAACAUAAAUCACUUACAUUGUAUAUAUACCUUGAUAGACUAUAGAUAGACUGUUGAUAGGCCAUAGAUUGUUUAAUUAGCCAAAGGCAUGGGAGAAGAGGAAUGUUUUUGCCUGGUGCCUAAAGAUACGUAAUGAGCUUUCCUGGGGAGAGCAUCCCACAAGCAGGGAGCCACUGCAGAAAAGGCCCAUUUCAGAGUUAGAUUGUUACUAAUUAUCUCAAUGCUGGUGUCUUCUCCAUACUGUAGAAAGAAAGAGGAGGGCUGUGUUCAGUUCUGCCAUGAGUGAGAUAAUGUUUCCACAAGAUACAUGUGCACAUGUAUCUCCUAUUGAUUUCAGUUUCAGUACUUCAAUACCAACUCCUAUUGGUUUUCAGUUACAGUAUUUCAGGGACCUUCCCCCUCCCAAAAAAAAAAAAAUUUACUUAGCUUUCUUGAGGGAGGAAAGUGAGCCAGAGCAGCUGCCCAUCCAACGGCCUCAUCUUUCCCCUGCCCCUCAGAGGUAAUAACAUGCAGAAGCAUGAACCAUGAGUUGCUACUUGGAAAAAAAAUUUCAAUUUCCCUGCAGGUCAACGACCGUCGUAUCCUUGAUGGGAUGUUUGCAGUAUGUGGAGUUCCAGAGAGCAAAUUCCGGUCCAUCUGCUCUGCUGUGGACAAGCUAGACAAGGUAAGGACAUCAGGAUAAUAAAUACUGUUUUUACCAUGGCUCAAGUGUUUGGUAAACAUGGAAAGACAUUGACAUCCCACUGCAUUUCCCAUGGUGUGACCAUAGAGAAAAUAUCAAAGUGUAUGAUAAAAAGAAAGAAAGUAAGAAAAAGUUGGGCACCUAAGGCUACCAGAAGACGUUUUUGGUCCUCCCUCAGAACUACAGUGUGUUGGGGGCUGCUGGCUGGGUCUAGGAAGCCAACGCUUAUGAUAAUAAGAGAAAAGAGGGUCUUCAAGGCUUCCUAAGAACUUUCCUUGUGGGUACAGCAUUGAAUAUUACCCCUCACCCCUUUUCUGAAACCCUGCUCCUUGAGAAUGAAACUGAUACUGGAUUGCUAUUUAUGAGUGGCAGAGAAACUAUCAAGUCCGGAAGAAGUUGACACAUAUGCAGGAGGCGGAGCUUUUGUUUUUUGAAAAACUUUGGGGGGGAAUUUAUUGGGUUUUAUAAGCAAGGAUCAUAGGAAUAUUACUAAUAUCUACUAAUAAAUAGACCAAGCCUUCUCAUGCCAUUUGUAUAUCACAAAAAUAGCAUAAUACGUUUGCAGUGAUAUCUACAGCACAUGGUUCAUUAGUGAUCAGUGUAUAAGUUCUUGUUUUGUAAAUUCGUUUAAACAAAAAGAGGAAACAGGAUAGAACAGUUUACAGAUAACAUUCAAUAUUACAUAACUAAAUGCAUAAUCAUGAGCCAUAGUGGUAGUGGGGUACUUUUUAUUUGCUUCUGUUUUUUUUGGCACGAUCCUGCAACUGGGAUCAGUGGACAAUUUCCCAUUAGGCUGACCUUGAGGGUUUUUCUUUUUUAACCCUCGGAAAUAAGGUGCUUAUCAGUGCUCAUAUCUUGCAGACUAAUAUUUUGCAAUAGCUAUACUGUGUAUAUCUUGGUAUAAUAAAGUUUUCAGAUCAACACUCAUUCUAUAAUUACUCUUUUAAUUGCUCCAUUAACAUUAGUCUAGUAUUUCAUGACAACUUGAGAUGUCCGCAGUUUAAAGUUACUCUUUCUGUCUUCUUAAGAUCCCACAUGCUGGGAGUAAUGAGUAAUGAUUACCUUGACUUCUUAGCUUAACUGCUCAGUUUGUGGAUCUGUUUUUGUCCUAUUGAAAUGCUUGGAUUGCCACAUCACACUAUUUACCUCUUCAAAGGACUGUCAUUCAAAUAUGGCAGACCCAGGUUAGCACACAGAGUUCCACAUGCAAUAAAAAGGUAAAGGGACCCCUGACCAUUAGGUCCAGUCAUGACCGACUCUGGGGUUGCGGCGCUCAUCUCGCUUUAUUGGUCGAGGGAGCCGGCGUACAGCUUCCGGGUCAUGUGGCCAGCAUGACUAAGCCGCUUCUGGCGAACCAGAGCAGCACACAGAAGCGCCGUUUACCUUCCUGCCAGAGCAUGCAAUAGUACACACUUAAUAAGGCCAAGGCAGAAUGCUAACAUUAUUUCAUUUUUGAAUUGUUUCCUGUGGAAAGGAUAGGUUCCAGUACAUGUAUCACAAAUCCCAGGUGUCUAGUUAAUUUGCACCACAACAAUAUUUUGCUUUCCCUGCUCCUUUUUUUCAAAUUAAUGCAAAAUUAAGUGUGGGUAGGAGCAGGGAAGCCCUGCUCUCAACAGUUUUGUGUGAUGAAGGAUCUUGCUAUAUCAGGAUCCCUGAUUGCAAGUAGAAGCUCUAGGCACACCUUCCCUGUGCAACAUAAGGAAGGUCAGGGACUGGGCAGGGGAGGGGAGUGCAUGUUUCGAGGCAGAGCUUGUAUAUGUACUCCUGGCCCUAUACUCACUAUAGCAAAUGCCUGAACCUGUCUUAUGUGUAUCUCCCAUCAAAUGAGGCACUUUUUCUGCAGUAAUGCUGUUGCUUUUAUAUUGCACACCACCCUUCAGGGACUGUGUAGAAUGUUCUGGAGAUGAUUUUCUCAUUUGUAGUCAAUAGGGGUUUGAAAUAUGGAGAGAAGUCCCAUGGAAUCAGAAUAGAAAUGAGACAAGGAAAAUGCUUCUUAUAAGGCUCUUAUAAGUGGUUUAAAAAAACCUGGAUAAAUGACUUGUUUAAACAUUAAGAGACCAUAUAACUCUAAUUCUGUACACAGAUGGCUUGGGAUGAUGUGAGAAGUGAGAUGGUUGGAGAGAAGGGUCUCUCGCCAGAGAUUGCAGAUCAUAUUGGUGAAUAUGUUCAGCUUAGGGGUGAGUAUGAAAAAGGAAAGCUUUGUCAUUCUUAUUCUGAGGCAUGUGGGCUUGGGAUCUCAUGCUCAUGCAAUCCAUCUAGCUGCUGUUCAAGAUAGUGUUUAAUCUCUGUGACACAGAAAGGGAUGUUGUGUUAGCACCAAUGCAUACAUGACUGAGUGGGGGAGGGACAGAGAACAGGAAAUGAUGCUGUUUAUUCUCUUGUAUUUCCGUGGACACAUUGCAGGGAGAAGGGAAGUAUAUCUCCAUACUGAUCAAAAGAGAAGCACAAUCCAAAGUCUGGAAGCAAAAAGCACACAGGCCAUUGUAUUUUCCUGUAAGGUCAUCAUGUCUAACUCGGCACAUAGUCUGAAAUACCAGAGGGGUGGUCAGCCUCCUCACCCCCUCUGGAGAGUCCUGGCAAUUGAGGCUAAAGCACUUAACUGAUGGGGAAAGGAGUCUGGGUUUAACUUUCAAGUGUCCAAAAUUCUAUUAACCUAAGUAUCGCCAUAUUAAAACAGAUACAACUGCAUCAGAUGAGAGAAGUGAGAAAGAACUGUUGAGCUGGGUUGGCAGGAGAUGGUUUUCUGUCGGUCCUGAUGCAUAUUUUGCAGAGGAUAAUACGUACCACAUGUAUCACUUCUGCAGGUGGGCUGAGUCUGAUUGAGCAGUUGCUCCAAGAUCCAAAGCUGUCACAGAACAAGCUGGCUAGGGAAGGCCUUGAAGAAAUGAAGCUGCUGUUUGAGUACUUGACUAUUUUCGGCAUUUUGGAGCAAGUGAGUGAGGGCAGUGCAAUUCUAAUCCUGGUCUAUCUAAUCACCUGUGUGUUUCUGACCGCUAAGGAGGUUCUGAUCCUGUUUUGCAGGUUUCCUUUGACCUGAGCCUGGCUCGUGGCUUGGAUUACUACACUGGAGUAAUCUGUGAGGCUGUUCUCCAGCAAAGUGACCAAACAGAUGAGUCUGUUAGUGUGGGCAGCAUAGCUGGAGGUGGCCGCUAUGAUGGCCUAGUAGGGAUGUUUGACCCCAAGGGACGGAAAGUGCCUUGUGUUGGAUUCAGCGUUGGCAUUGAACGGAUCUUCUCCAUCAUGGAACAAAAAGUGGCGGUAAGGACUGCUUGCUUUUCCCUUUCUCAAGGUUUGGUUAGCUCACAACAAAACAACUACAAGCUCUGUCAGUUUUGGAGUCUGUGGCCAUGUGACUCUCAAGAGCUUUUAAGUACACUGUAUAUUUCGAGAGACUUUUUACAUCAACUAAAGUUGUCAUGUGAGUACCUGCUCAUCCAAAAUGUUGAGGAAUAUAUCCAUUAUUGGAGGAACUUAGCUGAACAACAUAGUUGUAGACAUACCAAGCUGACCCCCUAGUUCCUUUACACAAGUAUUUAAGGGAGUGGGGGCUAAAUGAGAUUUGUAUCAGUGUCUCAAUGGAAUGGGGACAGAGUUACGUAUAUGCUUAAACUCUCUCGAAAAGACAGAAUGUGGAAGAGGUUACUCUGUAUGCCAGGGUACAGAGUCCCAAACUAGAAAACUUUAGAGGGAUAAACUUCUCCACAAAAUCACUUUGCAUGGAAAUACAAAGUGAAAAACGUAAUUCAGUUCAGAGGAUACAUUACACUUGCACACCAGCUUUUUGAAGUUCUUUGAGGGUAUGUACAAAUAGAACAUUUUCUCUUAUGUUUGGUAAAGGCUGUUCUCCAACUGGAGUGCUCGCAGGCCAGUGUUUCCCAGUUGUCAGUGUUUAUACUACAUUUUUUUAGAUUUUCCUUGAGACAGUCUUUAAACCUCUUUUGUUGACCACCAGCAUUACGCUUUCCAUUUUUAAGUUCGGAAUAAAGUAGUUGGACGUCGAACUCCCAAGAGACUGUGAUCUACUCCUUGGGGGGGGGGGACUGGCAGUGAUCUACCCAUUUUUUUAGGGGGGGCAGACCAGCAGACCAAAGUUGUUGACCUUUUUUAAAACAGUAAGUGUCCAGGAUUAAAAUAAAUUGCUCACCAACAACACAGCCACUAACAGACGAACACAGCGCUACAGGAAACAACAAAGGAACGAUCACUAAACGCGAUGCAGGGAAAGACCGAGGGGGGAGGGGGGCAGAGAUAAGGCUCCGGGGAUCAUCCAGGGAUCAACCUGUUGAUCGUGGUUGAUGGGUUGGACACCCCUGAUCUACAGGUUUGCUAUAAACACAUCUUUCUCUAAUGCACAACAGCACCUGUUUGCCUGCUGUAGUACCAAGGGUAGCAUAGUUCUGCAGUACUGUUGGAAUGGUUCAGUAGUCUAUUGCACGGUGCAAUAAGCUCAUGUAACUACUUGAAAUCGUCUGGCAUACAUGAAUUUUGGGAUUCUCUUGUUAGAGUGCUUCUAUGUAUCUUUUUCAAACCUCUGUCUCCACCUUCAGGCUUCUGAGGAAAAGAUCCGGACAACCGGGACCCAGGUGCUCGUGGCGUCUGCUCAGAAGAAACUCCUUGAAGAGAGGCUAAAGCUUGUUUCUGAGCUGUGGGAUUCUGGGAUCAAGGUGCAAAUGCAGUAUAUAAGGGGUUGGGCCCAAAAUAGGGGUCAUAGAAUUGGGGGUGGGGAGAAGGGGAGUUAUUUCUAUUCCUCUGUCUUUGUCACGUGGCAGGAAUGAAUAAUAGGAAUAGGGGUAUGUUUGACAGGUGGGGGGACCAGACCUUCCUACACACAUUCACAUGGGCAUAGCCAGGAUUUUUGUUAGGGGGGCAGAACUGACGUGAUUGGUCAGUUAGUUAAAUAUUUCUAUUGUUUUACUUGAACUGGGGGGGCAGUUGCCCCCCCCCCCGGCUACACCCAUGCACAAUUCACCCUCCAUUCAAGCAGCAAAAAAUAAUAUUGCAGUUCAAAGCACUUCCAAAGGAUGAGGCACCUAGAGAAAGGUAUUUGAGGAUGGGUGUGGCCUGGGGCCGGUGCUUAGCUGUGGCAAUGUAGCUGUGUGAUUUGCCCUGUAGUUAAUUAAAUAGCCUAAUACUUCAUCCUAAAAUAGUUAGAUGAAUUUAUAUUAUAUACCCUUCAUUUUUUUAAAAAAAUGUAAAAUCCUGCUAGAUCUGCAGCCUUAACUGAAACAUGCAGUGGGUGAUGACUUGGACUUUGUAUAGUCUUAAUUAAGUUUGCAUUAUGAGGAUCGUUAUGUUCUGCAAUAAGGGAAUCUGGGUGUUGGUUGCAAUAUAUUCCUUGCAUUUAGAGGCAUCUGCCAGUAGCAAGUGUAUAGCACAACAGGCUUCAGUCUUUCUAUCAUCAGGAAAUAGUAUUUGCAUCAUUACUCCUACCAAGAACCCCCUAAAACUGCCAUGGAAAGCCAAUGUGUUGAAGCUUCUGGGUACGUUUGAUGGGGUCAUGAUUGGUUCACACGGGUCAUUGGUCAAGUCUACUGAAUUUCAUGUGGGCUAACAGUUUGCCCUAGGAAACACAUUAGGCAUACAUUUCCAGAUUGCUGGGGAGGAAUGGGAAUGAUGAAUAGCCUCUUUUUAGAUAAGCCUAUGUGCAAUCAGUGUUCUUUUCAUUGAGAAAAACUGGAUAACUUUCUAAAUGGUCCCCCAACACCACAGUUUGCAACCUACUUGCAAAGAACAGUGGAGGUUACUCUGUCUUGGCCUACUAACUUUUUUUCUCUGCUUUUUAGGCAGAGGUGCUUUACAAGAAGAACCCCAAACUAUUGAACCAGUUGCAGUACUGUGAGGAGACGGGAAUCCCUCUUGUUGCCAUCCUGGGAGAGCAAGAGCUAAAUGAUGGAGUGGUCAAACUGCGAGAUGUAGCUACUAGAGAAGAGGUACUCAUGGCUCUUCAUCUUAGGUUUUUGCAAAGAGAAAGUCUCUGAGGGUAGAAAUAUAACUAAUGUCCAGCUAAAAGCAGGAGUAAUUUCAUAAAAAAUUGAAUUCCUUUGUCUUAUUAGCCAGAAGGGCUCUGCAUACAACAUAAAACUAUAUCUGCACAAACGUAAAUGUAUUUAUUACAUUUAUAUUAUUCUCCCCACUUCAUUUUAUCUUCUCAACAAUCCUGUGAGAUAAGUUCAACUGAGAGACAGUGUCUGGCCAGUUAUCACCCAUUGAGCUAUAUGGCGGGAGCAGAGAUUUCAGUCUAGUCCAGCAUUAGAACAACUGUAUCACACUGGUUCUCAAGUGUUAUCAGGUCUGCCCUGGGGUCACAUUUAGUGUUCUUGUUGUUUGCUACUACUCAGGCUCACUGAUGCUAUUCAGUUAAGUCUUUCAAAGGCAGGAGAUAAGAAGUCGUAAGAUUAGAGAAGUCUAGAAUAAGGUGUGAAUUAUCUAAUCCGAGGAUAAAGGAGCUCUUACUGGCUCCUUUGUAUUGAAUGAGGUACAUCACACUUUAUUCUAAUUUAAGCAAUUACAACUUGUUUUUCAGGCCAGUUCCACAUAUAUUUUGGAGACAUCAAUACAUUCCUUGCUAACCCAAUAAUUCAAAUGUUUGUUUUUCUUUCCUGCUCUUGUUUGGCCAGCCACAGCAGCUAUGUUGGGUAACAGAAAGCCAAGGGAACUGCUUAACAGUUCGAGAAUACAGUGGUGCCUCGCAAGACGAAAAACCCGCUAGACGAAAGGGUUUUCCGUUUUUCGAUGCGCUUCGCAAGACGAAUUUCCCUAUGGGCUUGCUUCCCAAGACGAAAACAUCUUGCGAGUCUUGCGGGUUUUUUUCACUUUUUCCCCCCUUUUGCUAAGCCGCUAAGCCGCUAAUAGCCUUUUAGCCGCUAAGCCUUUAAUAGCCGCUAAACCGCUAAUAGCGCUAAGCCGCUAAGCCGCUAAUAGGGUUACUACUCAAGACGAAAAAACCGCUAGAUGAAGAGACUCGCGGAACGGAUUAUUUUCGUUUUGCGAGGCACCACUGUACAAACUAUAUGGGAACCUAGAUAUUACACACUUAAAGUAUAUAUUUAUCAUAUGCAUUCUUGCUUAAUCUCACAACUAACUUCAUCCAAAUGCACAAAUACGUCUGUCUGACCACUUUUCCAUCCUGCCUUCCUUGCACCUGUACUGGUGGUGUUGCCAGUGACUGUUUCAUAGGGCAGGACAAGGUGAAUCGUGCUCUUGAAAUACUGCAGUACUGAAAGUGGAGUGUAUGUUCCAUUUGAGGAGUAAUGGUUCUUAGCUACAGAGCAAGGAAAUACGACUAAUUUGGCUUAUCUUGUGAACUUGCCAUUUAAAUUGUUUAAGCAUGGCAAAACCUCCUGUUUCCAAAAAAAGGACAGGGGGAGGAGGUCUGAUCUCUGCAUUGCUUUUAAUUGAUCUAUGAGACAUGGAGGAGAGGGAAAAAGAAAAGGCAACAAAACUUGCUUCAACUUUGUUUGGAGGGCAGAUUUCCACCUCCCCCUUCCUCUGUCUAGGAUUUCUCUCUCACACAGUUGCAAAACCACAGGAGAUCUUAUCUUGCUAGGCUCUGCCUAAACACCCCCCCCCAUUCUGUGACAUCCAAGAAAAAGCAAUGUAAAAGCAGUCAUUCAAGGCGCAUAUAGACUUGAAUAGUGUCAAAUAUUAUGGCAAAUGAGGGAGCCAGCUGAGGACUUGAUAAACCUUCUGCUGUCAAGUUGCAAGCAAUCUGCAACUUUAAAGGGAUAGAAAAAUUGCAAAUUCAAUUUAAUAGAGCAAAAGGUAGCUAGAGGGGUGGUUUAUUAUAACACAGAAUACACUGGCCUGAUUCACAUGUCAAAGGAAGUCAAACUCUUGGCUUGUUCUUGGGUAUAGUUGGUGAUUAGGGAGCAGAGAGACAGCUUAACCACCAUGACAGGCUAAGCCAAAGCUUCGCUUAGCAAAGGCUUGAGGUGCAGCAAAGUGGCUCAGCAAGCUCUCUUCUGGGAGCCCACACAGUUGCAUGGCCCCAGUAAGGCAUAGCUGGGCUUACUAUAUUGUACAAACUAAGCCAUUGUGUUGGGGGAUAUUUCAGUAGGCUGUUGAGGGGCGAGUGCACUGGGGAAGGGAGUGAGAGACAAGUGUUUUGUAGCUUACUCAUGUUUCUGCUUUGCAGGUGAAUGUUCGCAGAGAAGGAAUUAUUGAGGAAAUCAAGAGACGAACGUGUCUUCCCUAGAGGUUUUCACUGGAUUCCCUUGGGAAGAUUUGCUGAGACCCAAAACAUAAUGCUCGUUUUGCUCAUAAUACAUCCUUGGACGUGGGGGGGGGGCGGUCCUCAAAGCUGUAUUUAUUUUACCAUGAAGCUUCUUUUCACUGGAUUUGAGGAGUGACAGGACAUUAUUUUAUUUUAUUUUUAAAGUUGCUCCUAUAAAAUAAUUCAAAAGAACCUUUGAGUUGUUUUCUAGGGAACGCCAUCUGCUCUGUGAGCAUCUUGGUGUUUACACAGGGAGAGUGCAUGACCCUUUAAGCAUUCUGGUCUAUGCACUCUCCCUAUUCUGACUUCAUCUGUCAGCAUUAUAUUAAUAAAGCUUAUUACAACCCCAUGC
Messenger RNA from Podarcis lilfordi (Lilford's wall lizard), 18151 nucleotides. The record is from the annotation of a GenBank genome assembly. Lineage: Eukaryota; Metazoa; Chordata; Lepidosauria; Squamata; Lacertidae.